This is a messenger RNA of Micropterus dolomieu (smallmouth bass), 15203 nucleotides long. It is a transcript of the gene ryr2b, whose product is annotated as ryanodine receptor 2b (cardiac). The transcript is spliced from 101 exons. Bases 327 to 14843 code for a protein of 4838 amino acids. NCBI's taxonomy places the organism in Eukaryota, Metazoa, Chordata, Actinopteri, Centrarchiformes, Centrarchidae. Gene Ontology annotation, molecular function: protein binding; calcium ion binding; ryanodine-sensitive calcium-release channel activity. Gene Ontology annotation, cellular component: calcium channel complex; sarcolemma; Z disc. Gene Ontology annotation, biological process: calcium ion transmembrane transport; intracellular calcium ion homeostasis. The record is from RefSeq and is a predicted model, not a curated record.
AUGUUUAAUUAGGCUAUAAUCAAAACUCAUGGUAAGUCUAAUUUUCGGGACAAACCGGACAGGAGUCGGGACAACUGCUCCUAAUUCGGGACUGUCCCGAAUUUUUCGGGAGGUCUGGUCACCAUAGCUACAUGCUAGCACAUCAAAGCUUCACUGACAAAGUACUCCCGCCAAAAUGGAGUCACGGGAGGCCCAGAUCUUAACAGCAGACUCCACCCACACCGGCUGCACAUAUUCGUUCUCCUGCUUCUCCAGUCUUCCUCUUUCCCUGUCAGUGCCGUCGUUAUUGCUUAACUCUGUCUAAUGUGGCUUGUGUCGCUAAAAUAAUGACUAACACUGGAGAGGGCGACGAUGAAUUUCAGUUUCUACGAACGGGAGACGAGGUGGUUUUGCAGAGUACCUUCACCUCCCAGGAGGAACAAGUAAAGCUCUGUCUUGCUGCUGAGGGAUUUGGCAGCAGACUUUGCAGGCUCGAGUCCACUUCUAACUGCAAGAAUGUUCCACCAGACCUGUCUGUAUGUGGUUUUGUCUUGGCCCAGUGUCUCUCUGUUAGAGCCCUGCAGGAGAUGUUGGCCCACAGUAAGCACCUGGCUGCAGAGGUGGGAGCUGGAGGAAGCCAUCGCACCCUUCUUUAUGGCCAGGCAGUCUUGUUCCUACACUCAUACAGUGGCAUGUAUCUCAGCUGCUUGUCUUCAUCACAGUCUUCGACUGACAAGCUGACUUUUGAUGUUGGUCUCCAAGAGGAUAAAGCAGGUGAGGCAUGUUGGUGGACUGUUCACCCAGCAUCCAGACAGAGGUCAGAAGGUGAGAAAGUGCGUGUUGGAGAUGACCUCAUACUGGUCAGUGUUUCCUCAGAGAGAUAUCUGCACCUGUCCUUUGGCAGUGUAUUUGACAACAGAAACUUGAGUGACAGCCUGAUUGUUAACGCAGCCUUCCAGCACACUCUGUGGAGUGUUGCUCCCAUCUGCUCUGGAGGUGGAGUUGCUCAAGGAUACCUGAAGGGGGGCGACACGUUGCGACUGCUCCACAGCCAUAGUGACGCGUGUCUGACUAUUCCAUCCGCAGAGCAGGGAGAAGAGCUGCAAAGGAUAAUGCACUAUGAGAUUGGAUCAGUCUCCAGCCAUGCCCGCUCUCUCUGGAGGCUGGAGAUCCUGCGUGUUGUUUGGAGUGGUAGACACACAUGUUGGGGGCAGCCUUUCCGACUCUGCCAUAUGACCUCUGGGAGAUACCUGGGUCUUACAGAGGAGAAGGGCCUGUAUCUGGUUGAUCGGGACAAGGCUGACAUCAACACAACCUCCUUCUGUUUUCGAUCAUCAAAGGAGAAGCUCGACACUGGCACAAAGACUGAUGUUGAUGGCAUGGGGAUCCCAGAGAUCAAGUAUGGAGACUCCAUUUGUUAUGUUCAGCAUGUAAACUCUGGGCUCUGGCUCACCUACCAAGCUGUUGAUGCCAAAUCUACACGCAUGGGAGUGGCUCAGCGAAAGGCUAUUUUACACAGCGAGGGUCAUAUGGAUGAUGGGUUGACGCUGUCUCGUUCUCAGAGCGAAGAAUCUCACACUGCCAGACUCAUUCGGAGUGCUAUUCUCCUCUUCACUCGCUUUAUCAGGAAACUGGAUAGUUUUAGUGAACAAGGAAACGUCACAUCUGUCAGCCUGCCAAUGGAGAUGGUAACACGUAGUCUGCAGGAUCUUAUAAACUAUUUCCAGCCUCCACCAGAGGGGCUACACCAUGAAGAUAAACAGAAGAACAUGAUGGCUCUAAAUAAUCGGCAGAACAUGUUUCAAGAAGAGGGUGUGAUAGAUUUGGUUCUAGAUUGUAUUGACCAUCUACACCAAUGUAUUAGUGCUUCUCAUUUUGCUGAGGCUGCUCACAGUGACACGGGAGAAGAGUGGGAGACCAUCAUCAACCGUUUCUAUGACCUAUUGGCUGCUCUGAUCCGGGGAAACCGUGUAAACUGUGCACAUUUCUCAGGUUCUCUGGACUGGCUGAUAAGCAGGCUGGACUGGCUGGAGGCCUCUUCUGGAGUCCUGGAGGUUCUGCAGUGUGUCCUAGUGGAAAGUCCUGAAGCACUCAAUGUCAUCAAAGAAGGACACAUUCAUUCUAUCAUCUCUUUUCUAGACAAGCAUGGAUGCAACCACAAGGUGCUGGAGGUGCUGUGCUCUCUGUGUGUGUGCCAUGGUGUGGCGGUGCGGUCUAAUCAGAACCUCAUCUGUGACAACCUGCUGCCAGACAGAGACUUGCUGCUCCAAACACGUCUGGCUAAUCAGGUCACCAGCAUGAGACCGAACAUCUUAUUGGCUAUGGGGGAAGAUUCCGCCCAGCAUCGGAGGUGGUACUAUGAGCUGGUUGUGGAUCAUAUCAACUCUUUCCUCACAUCUGAGCCCACACACCUGCGUGUUGGUUGGGCUUGCACUGAGGGCUACCAGCCCAGGCCCACAGGAGGCGAAGGCUGGGGGGGCAGCGGGGUCGGAGAUGACCUCUGCUCCUAUGGCUUUGAUGGACUUCACCUCUGGUCAGGCUGUGUCGGCCGCAGAGUGAGCUCUCCCUUCCCUCACCUGCUGAAAGAUGACGAUGUGGUCAGCUGCUGUCUUGACCUCAGUGUUCCCUGCAUCUCCUUCCGGGUCAACGGUUUGCCUGUGCAGGGCAUGUUUGAGAACUUCAGUGCUGAUGGACAUCUUUGUCCUGUGGUCAGCUUCUCUGCUGGAGUCAAGGUUCGUUUUCUGUUUGGGGGAAGGCACGGGGAGUUUCGCUUCUUGCCCCCACCAGGUUUUGCACCAUGCUCUGAUGCUCUGCUCCCAAGGGUCAAGCUGAAAGUAGAGCCAUGUCAGAAAUACAUCUUUGAUCAAGGAUAUGGGAUACAAGAGCUCAUUGGCCCCUUAGUACCUGCCACGCCAGUGACUUUUACUCCCACACCAGUAGACCUUGUCAAGGUGGAAUUGCCCCCACAACUUUUGGAUAUCCGAGAAAAAAUGGCUGAGAAUAUCCAUGAACUCUGGGCAAUGGACAAAGUUGAUCUUGGAUGGACACACGGCCCUGUGAGAGAUGAAGUUAAGAGGCAUGAUCCCUGUCUGGUGGAGUUCUCCAAGCUCCCAGAGCAGGAAAGGAACCAGAACUUUCAGAUGGCUCAGGACACCCUCAGGACUCUCCUUGCCCUUGGUUUCAACAUUGGUUGGACUGAUGACCACGCUGAGGAGAGAGUCAAAUACAUGAGACUAGCCAAUAAGUAUGAGCAGCCCAGUGGCUAUAGACCUGCACCAAUAGACUCGAGCCAGGUUGUUUUAAGCCCAGCCCAUGAGGAAGUGGUUAACUUGCUGGCAGAGAAUGAUCACAAUGUGUGGGCCAGAGAGCGCAUCAAGCAGGGAUGGACGUAUGGAGCCCAACAGGAUGUGAAAGCAAAGCGGAGCCCAUACCUUAUUCCUUACAACCUUCUUGAUGAAAGGAGCAGGAGAGUGGGCAGGGAGAGUGUCAGGGAAGCUGUCUGUACCCUGCUGGCUUAUGGUUACAGCCUGGAGCCCCUCAACCAGGAAUGGACCACAUUAUCAAAUCCAUGUCUCUUCUCUGCUGAGAAGUGCAGAGUGUUCAGACCAGAUAAAUCAUACACUGUAACCCGGGGGAAGUGGUACUUUGAAUUUGAAAUAGUGACAGCGGGGAAUAUGAGAGUGGGAUGGUCCCGACCAUGCUGUACACCAGAUAAAGAGCUCGGCUCAGAUGACCAGGCAUAUGUCUUCGAUGGAUUUGAGGCUCAGUGGUACCAUCAGGGCGUUGAGCCCCUGGGACGUCCAUGGCAGAGGGGCGAUGUGGUGGGUUGCUUGGUGGACAUGGCUGAAUGCACCAUGAUGGUCACGCUCAAUGGAGAGGUGCUGUUUAAUGACAGAGGAUCAGAGCUGGCUGCCAAGGACUUCGAUAUCAGAGACGGCCUGUUGCCUGUGGUCAGUGUUGGGGCGAACCAGGUGGGAAGGCUGAACCUGGGCCGACAAGUCGACUCUCUGCAGUACUUCACUGUGUGUGGCCUGCAGGAGGGCUAUGAACCAUUUGCUGUCAACAUGGCCAGAGAGCCAGCCCUUUGGAUGAGUUGGAAACGGCCUCAGUUUACCUCCAUAAUGCCUGAUGAUCACAACAUACAGGUCACUAGAGUCAGUGGCUCAACAGAUUCCUUAUCCAGUCUGAGGGUCUCUCAUCGACUGUUUGCACACCACUGUGGAGGCAUUGAGAUGGGCUUUUACCGGCUCAGCAUGUCCAUCGAAUGUGCUGCUAUUCUCACCCGGCCUGCUGAGGGCGUGCUUCCAGUUGCCUCCAACUCUCUCUGUCCAGGAAGGAAAGAGCAGGAGGAGGUAGACUCUGACUUUGAAGUGCUGAUGAAGUCAGCCCACAGCUUUGCUGGCUCAAGAGAUGAGCUCAACCAUAAGGAUCACAGUCAAGAGAAACCUUCAAGAUUGAAACAACGGUUCAUGCUGAAGAGGACUAAACCAGGCCUGGUCAGCAGCAACUCAUCUGCGCGGCUUCUAGAAGAUGUUGUAGCUGACAAAGAUAACUAUGAUCACCUUAUGCAGAGCUCCAGAUAUUAUUACUCAGUGAGGGUUCUUCCAGGCCAGGAGCCGUUCAAUGUGUGGGUAGGCUGGGUGACCUCUGACUUUCAUCAACAUGACACGACUUUUGACCCUGGCAAUGUCAACACAGUGACAGUCACCCUUGGAGAUGACAGCGGUAAAGUCCAGGAAAGUGUGAAGCGGUGUAACUGUUACAUGGUUUGUGCUGGAGAGGCAACGGGCUUGUCUCAGAGUCGGAGAAGUGCAGGGUUGGAAAUUGGCUGUUUAAUCGACACAGCCACCGGGCUGCUUACCUUUACCUCCAGUGGAGUGGAGAUGGCCAUCUUCUACCAGGUGGAAGCCAGUACAAAGCUGUUUCCUGCUGUUUUUGUCAAGCCCACCACCAGCAACAUGUUUCAGUUUGAACUGGGAUGCAUUAAGAAUGUGAUGCCACUGUCAGCAGGUUUGCUUCGCAGCCAAAGAAAGAAUGCCACUCCUCAGUGUCCUCCAAGAUUACAGAUCCAACACCUAAGCCCGGUUUCGUGGACCAGAGUACCAGACCGUGCUUUAAAGGUGAUGGUGGAUCGGCCAGAUGAGUGCCAUGGCUGGAGAGUCCAAUGCUCUGAGCCCCUGCAACUCAUGACCCUCCUGAUCCCUGAUGAAAACAGGUGUGUUGACAUUUUGGAGCUGUCAGAACAUGAUGACCUUUUGACCUUUCACCAUCAAACUCUUCUGCUCUACGGCUCUUUAUGCGCCCUUGGGAACACCAGAGUUUGCCAUGCCAUCUGCAGUCACGUGGACCAAUCUCAGGUCCUUCAUGCCAUUCAGAAUCCUUACCUUCCGGGUUCACUUCGCUCUGCAUUUUACCAGCUACUUAUUCAGGUUCACCUCAGCAGCCACACCACAGCAUGUCUCAUGAUGAACCACGAAUACAUUGUGCCUAUGACUGACCAGACCAGAGAAAUCAGCCUAUAUCCCAGCACUGUUAAUGGUGUUAAUGGGGGGAGUGGUAUUCCCAGCACUAGCCUUAGCACAUCCCUUAAACCUCGGAUGCAUUUCUCAUGUCCUUGCUUUGUCAGGAGGGAUUGUGCAGUUGAAAUAGCCUGCAGAGACAGCCCAGAAAUCCCUCUGGACAUACUGAAGAACCUGACUGUGGAGAUGCUGACUGCCGGAGUAUGUGCUGUGGGUCAGGGUGUGAGGGAUCCUGUAGGAGGCAGCAUUGAGCUUCUGUUGGUUCCCCUAAUUAGACUGUUCUACACCCUACUGGUAAUGGAAGUAUUCAGGGAUGAGGAUCUAGGGAAAGUUCUGAGACUGAUAGAGCCGGGAGUCUUCUCUAUAGCCAAAACCCCUGAGGAGGAAGAGGAAUCUAGGGAUGAUGAAAACGAAUGGAAGGCGGGCAACAAAAAAGAUGACGAUACCCAUAAACAAGGACUUCUGCAAAUGAAGCUUCCAGAAGCUGUCAAACUUGAGCUCUGCCAUCUGCUGUCCUACCUGUGUGAUUGCCAGGUGCGCCACAGGGUGGAAGCUGUGGUUGCCUUCUCUGACAAGUUUGUGGGUCAGCUACAGGAGAACCAACGCUUUCGCUACAACCAAGUCAUGCAAGCACUUAACAUGUCCGCCGCUCUCACUGCACGCAAGACCAAGGAAUUCCGCUCACCUCCACAGGAGCAGAUCAACAUGCUGCUGAGCUUCAGAGAGGAUGAGCAGAAGGAGAACUGUCCUUGUCCAGUGGAAAUCCAACAGCUCCUGCAAGACUUCCAUCACCUCCUCAACACACACUGUGGCAUUGAAUUGGACAAUGACAAAGAGGAUGAAGAGGAGGAUGCUAAGAUGUCUGUAAAAGAUCGACUUCUCAGUCUAGUGGUGAGAGUCACUGGACUGAAGACACCCAUAGAAGUGGAGGAGAGACCGCAGAGUGUCAAGUCCCUCAAAAAGCUGAUCUCUGAGACGAUGGUGCACUGGGCUCAAGAGACUGAGAUAGAGGACCCAGAACUGGUUAGGGCUGUCUUCAGAUUGCUGCACUGCCAGUAUCAGGGCCUUGGGGGCCAAAUGGCAGGAACCCUCUGCAGAACCUAUACCAUCAGCCAGGAUUCAGUAGAGGACACCAUGGCUCUCCUGUCCUCCCUGAGCCAAAUUCGCUCUCUCCUUAGUGUUUGCAUGGGGAAAGAAGAGGAGAGACUGAUGAUCAGAAGACUAGGAGACCUCAUGAAUAAUAAAAUUUUCUACCAGCACCCCAACCUAAUGAGGGCAUUGGGGAUGCAUGAGACUGUGAUGGAGGUGAUGGUCAAUGUUCUAGGAGAUGGGGAGUCAAAGGAGAUUACAUUUCCCAAGAUGGUGGCCAGCUGCUGUCGAUUCCUGUGUUAUUUUUGCCGAAUCAGCCGCCACAAUCAGGGAGCCCUUUUUGACCACCUCAGCUACCUGCUGGAAAACAGCAGUGUUGGACUAGCUUCACCUUCCAUGCGUGGGGCCACUCCUCUGGAUGUGGCAGCAGCCUCUGUUAUGGAUAAUAAUGAACUGGCCUUAGCGUUGAGGGAACCUGACCUAGGGAAGGUGGUUCAGUACCUUGCUGGCUGUGGUCUCCAGAGCUGUCCAAUGCUAUUGGCAAAAGGCUAUCCUGAUAUUGGAUGGAACCCUGUUGAGGGCGAGCGUUACCUGAAUUUUCUACGUUUUGCUGUCUUCUGCAAUGGUGAGAGUGUAGAGGAGAAUGCUUAUGUGGUGUUGAGGUUGCUGAUUCGUCGGCCUGAGUGUUUUGGCCCUGCCCUGCAAGGUGAUGGGGGACACGGUCUCCUAGCAGCCAUGAAGGAAGCCAUUAGGAUCUCAAAGGACCCUUCUAUGGACGGACCUUGUACCACUUACCAGUCCAACAGAACACUGCCCUGCUUCAGAGACGUUGCCCAGGACAUUGAUGAUGACCUCAUUCACAUGGGGCACGCCAUCAUGACCUUCUACUCAGCCCUUAUCGACUUACUGGGGCGUUGUGCUCCAGAGAUGCAUUUGAUUCAAGGAGGCAAAGGAGAAGCUAUCCGCAUCAGGGCCAUUCUGAGGUCACUCAUCCCCAUUCAGGAUCUUGAAGGAGUCAUCAGCAUCUCCUUUCAAAUACCUUCAGUGUCUAAAGAUGGUCUAUUGGUUGAGCCUGACCUAUCCACAGUGUUCUGCCCAGACCACAAGGCAGCUAUGGUUCUGUUCUUGGACCGGGUUUACGGCAUCAAGAACCAGAGUUUUCUUCUCCACCUACUAGAAGUUGGCUUUCUGCCUGACCUUCAGGCAGCAGUCUCUCUUGACACUGCUGUCUUAGGAUCCACUGAUAUGGCUCUGGCCCUCAACAGAUACUUGUGUACAACUGUGCUUCCCCUUCUCACCAAAUGUUCAGCUCUCUUCUGUGCUUUAGAGGACCACACUUUGCUGGUGGAUUCUCUCAUCCAGACAAUCUACACCCUCUCCAGGGCUCUUAGCUUGACCAGGGCUCAGAGAGACACUAUUGAAGAUUGUUUGUUGGCUGUGUGCAGUAAACUCCAACCAUCUAUGAUGCAGCCUCUUCUUCGACGUCUUGUCUUUGAUGUUCCCCAUCUCACAGACGACAGCAAGAUGCCACUAAAGCUCUUGACCAGUCACUACGAGCAGAGGUGGAAGUACUACUCUUUAACUGGAGAGCAGGGUGACCAGGAUUUGGCCUCUGAAGAGGAGCUCCACCUGUCGAGAAAGUUGUUCUGGGGUGUGUUUAAGGCCUUGGCAAAAAAGCCCUAUGAUCCUCAGUUAUUUAAGCUGUGUGUCCAGUGCCUGGCUGCAGUGGCCAAGGCUCUGCCUCCUGACCACAUGGACUCAAGCUGCAUGUCCCAUACAGAGAGAAAAUCCUCCAUGGGUACAGAAGGACACUUUGACCCCCAACCUAUAGAUACCUCCAAUGUGUCAGUGCCAGAGAGACUGGAGUUUGUAGUGAACAAGUAUGCAGAGCAUACUCAUGAGAAGUGGUCACUGGACAAGUUUGCUAAUGGCUGGGUUCAUGGGGAGCAGCUAUGUGAGAACAGCAAGGUUCACCCUCUCCUCAAGCCAUACAGGGCCCUGGCUGAGAAGGAGAAGGAGGCAUGCCGCUUGGCCAUUAAAGAGACAAUAAAAAGUAUGCUGGCCUUUGGAUGGACCAUAGAGAGGACCAAAGAAGGAGACACAUUUGGCAUGCAUACCUGUACACGCAGAAUCUCUCAGUCUGGACAGCUGUCUUUUGAAGGAGCAUCAACCUUCAGCCCCAAACCUAUGGACAUGAGCAGCAUCACGUUAUCAUGGGACCAGUGUGCUAUGGCAGAACAGUUGGCUGAAAACUAUCACAAUGCCUGGGCUAAGAGGAAGAAAUUAGACCUUGAGAGUAAAGGGUUUGGCCAUUCAAUGCUUGUACCCUAUGAUACAUUGACUGCCAAGGAGAAGACCAAAUUCAGAGAAAGAGCCCAGGAUGUCCUCAAGUUCCUUCAGCUCAAUGGCUACACUGUGUGGAGGGAUCGGAAGACAGCGGAGAUGGACUUUCCAGCCAUAGCCAAUUGCUUUAGCUACACUCUCCUUCAGGUGGUGCUGUCUCACACUGAGGAUACCCAAGAGCACAUGUUGGAGCUGGAGGUGAUGCAAGCCAGAGGACAGAUGUCUAAAGGAGAGAGCGCUCCACGCCAGCAACCAAUACAUUUUUUCCCCAAGGUUGUCCUUCCUCUUUUGGAACAAUAUAUAAAGAGCCACCGUCUGUAUUUCCUGUCCACUUCGCUCUCAAGUGUCAAUAGAAGCCAUGCCUCAAAAAAAGAAAAGGAGAUGAUUGCAAGCCUCUUUUGUAAGCUUGCAGCUCUGGUAAGACACAGGAUCUCACUCUUUGGAAACGAAGCCUCAUCAUUUGCCAGCUGCCUCCAUGUUUUGGCUCAGGCUCUGGAUGCCAGGACAUUAAUGAAGUCAGCCCCAGAGUCUAUCCAAGCAUCUCUGCAUUCAUUCUUUGAGGCAGCUGCAGCUGAUCUGGAGAUGACUGUAGAAAACCUUUCUGUGACCUUGGUCUGUUUGCCUCAGAGUAGGACUCAACAGGCUAGGGGAGUGGCCAGAGUUGUCAGCUACACAACCUCCAUUCUUCUCCCUACCCUCACUUCCCUCUUUCAUCAUCUCAGCAUCCAAAACUAUGGAGUGGACCUCCUGGUGGGGAGGAUCCAGGUGUACUGUUGCAGAAUCCUCAACAGCCUCUACUCUCUUGGCACCAGUAGCAGCAUCUACAUGGAAGGACAGAGGCCAAUGGCAGGCGCUUGUCUGGCAGCCCUGACUGGGACUUUUCCGGUGUGCUUCCUGGAGCCAGCCCUAGACCUGAACAACCCUUACUUCAUCUACAACACUAUGAGUGCUAUUGAGAGAGAAGACCUGGGGCUGCCAGAUCAGGUGGAGGACAUGUUUCCUCUCUUACCUUCUCUGGAACAGGCUCUAGAGGAAGUGGAGGAGUUGGCAGGCGCUGGUGCCGGAGCUCGCCAGGCCCACUACAUCCAUGUCACGGAGGUCACCUUACCCAUGCUGUGCAGCUACAUGUCCCUUUGGUGUCGCUGGGGCCCUGACGGCCAGCCAGACAGUCCAAUUUGCUCCACUAUCAUUCCUCAGCAUGCUAGCGACCUACUUGGCCAUAUCCUUCGUAUUAUCCACAACCAUGUGGGUGCUAGCCAGGGUGACUGGAUGAAACAGCUGGCAGUGUUUUCUCAGCCAAUCAUACGCGAAGCCCGCACUGAGCUGUUAAAGAGCCACUUCCUGCCACUGAUGGAGAAGCUGAGGAAGAGGGCCGAAUGCCUGCUGCUGGAGGAGGAGCACAUGAAAGCAGAAGGGUGCGAUAUCGCCGAAGCAGAGUUGCAGAUACAGGAGAAGUUCACUGUGCUGGUGCGAGACCUCUAUGCCUUCUAUCCUCUCCUCAUCCCAUUUGUGGAUUCUAAUCGAGCCAGCUGGCUGAAAAAGUCAAACCCUGAUGCUGAGCAGCUGUUCAGCAUGGUGGCAGAGGUCUUUAUGUUCUGGGCCAAAUCUCAUAAUUUCAAAUGGGAGGAACAGAACUAUGUAGUCCAACAUGAGAUCAACAACUUGGCUUUCUUGGUCAACAAUUACAAAAUGUCCAAGUUCGACCAUGAAAAGAGGAUGAUAAAGAGGAAGGGGGAUCGUUAUUCUACACACACCUCUCUUAUUGUGGCUUCCAUGAAGAGACUGCUCCCUGUGGGACUCAGGGUUUGUCUUCCAAGUGACCAGAGCCUUAUCACAUUGGCUAAGAACAGCUUCACUCAGAAGAAAACUGAAGAUGAGAUUCGAGAGCAAGUUUUCAAUUGCCUUUUACAUCUUCAGAGUCAGGCGUCAAACUUCUUGAGGCAGGAGACCCUUCAUGCAGAACACCUGAGCCAACUAGGGGCCAUCACUCACACCCAAAGGACUGUAGAAAAGAUUUUGGAAAUAGCUAGAGUCCUAUAUUACCUGGAUCAGGUGGAACACCCGCAGAAAAGUAAAAAACCUGCAUGGCACAAGGUCUUAUCCAAACAGAGGAAACGAGCAGUGGUGGCCUGCCUAAGGAUGGCUCCCCUCUACAACCUACCCAGUUCUGUGGCUCAGGAGAAGGAGAUGGUGAAACAGAAGUUGCUGUACCAGCAGGCCCGGCUGCAUCGUCGUGGAGCUUCUGAGAUGGUGCUGCAAACCAUCAGUGCCAGCAAAGGGGCCAUGGGCUCCAUGAUUGCUUCUACAUUGAAGCUGGGGAUUGCUGUUCUCAGCGGAGGAAAUGCCACUGUUCAGCAGAAAAUGCUGGAUUAUCUGAGGGAGAAGCGAGAUGUUGGCUUCUUUCAGAGCAUGGCUGGACUCAUGCUGUCCUGUAGUGUUCUGGAUCUGAAUGCAUUUGAAAGGCAGAACAAAGCAGAAGGAUUAGGCAUGGCCAUGGAUGAGAGCUCAGGAGAGAAAGUGAUGCCUGACAAAGAUGUGACCUGUGACCUGUUCCGUUUUCUACAGCUUCUCUGUGAAGGACACAACUCAGAUUUCCAAAAUUACUUGAGAACACAAACAGGCAACAACACUACUGUCAACAUCGUAAUAUCCACCGUGGAUUAUUUACUGAGAGUACAGGAGUCAAUCAGUGACUUCUACUGGUACUACUCUGGGAAGGAUGUCAUUGAUAUACACGGCCAACACAACUUCUCCAAGGCUAUCAAAGUGGCCAAACAGGUCUUCAACACACUCACUGAGUACAUACAGGGCCCAUGUACUGGGAACCAACAGAGUCUAGCUCACAGUCGUCUGUGGGACGCUGUUGUGGGAUUCCUCCAUGUCUUUGCCCACAUGCAGAUGAAGCUGUCUCAGGAUUCAAGGCAAAUUGAGCUUCUAAAAGAGCUCAUGGAUUUACAAAAGGACAUGGUCGUUUUUUUGCUUUCCAUGUUAGAAGGUAAUGUCAUUAAUGGAACUAUUGGGAAGCAGAUGGUGGAUAUGUUGGUGGAAUCAUCAGGCAAUGUGGAGAUGAUCCUCAAGUUUUUUGACAUGUUCCUCAAACUUAAAGACCUCACCUCCUCAGAUGUUGUCAAAGAGUACGACCCUGACCGUGAGGGCUGCGUCUCCAGGAAGGACUUCCAGAAAGCCAUGGAGAACUGCAAACGCUUCUCCCAAUCUGAGACUCACUUCCUCCUCUCCUGCAUGAAGACUGACGAUAGUGAAAUUGUGGAUUAUGAGGCAUUUGUGGAUCGCUUCCAUGAGCCAGCCAAAGACAUCAGCUUCAGCAUUGCGGUUCUCCUCACCAAUCUAUCCGAACACAUGCCGAAUGAUUUAAGACUAAGGACAUUCUUGGAACUGGCAGAUUGUGUCUUGACAUACUUCAAGCCCUAUCUAGGACGUAUUGAGAUCCUUGGCAGUGGGAAGCGCAUUGAACGUGUCUACUUUGAGAUCAGUGAAUCCAGCCGCACACAGUGGGAGAAGCCUCAGGUCAAAGAGUCCAAGAGGCAGUUCAUUUUUGAUGUGGUCAAUGAGGGUGGAGAGAAGGAGAAAAUGGAGAUGUUUGUCAAUUUCUGUGAGGACACCAUCUUUGAGAUGCAGCUUGCAGCCCAGAUAUCUGGCUCUGACACUGGAGAGAGGUAUGCUGAAAAAGGAGUAGAAGAGAAGAGGAAGAGCGAAGGAGAUCUGGACAACAAAGGAAUGUUUUUCAUGUAUCAUUGGUUGUUAUUGCUGAUAUCUCUACUUUCUGUCAAAAACCUGAAGACACUGAUGAAGAUGACCCUGAAGGAAAUCCUCAUAUCAGCUGUUUUCUUCCUCAGAUUUAUUUUUAUGGCUCAGGUUCGAUGUAUUUGUGUCGUCAUUCGCAGCAUCUUAUUUGUGCUGUACAUAUCCUUUGUUAGUGGUGGGCUCAUAGAGGGAGCCAAGAGGAUGAAUAUAUCGGACUUGCUCGGUGGGAUCCUUGAGCCAACUCUUGAUGAAGUCAUGGAGAUGCCAAGUGGUGUGGAUCGGCUGCGGAAGUACUCUGCCAGUUUGUCAUCCCAGAGAGAAUUGAGGGAGAUUGGGCAGGUGACAGCUUUGACCUCCCACAGGGAGAUGGAUGUACUCUCAGACAUAUUCGGCCUGAAAGUGAUGAAGGAGGGAGGUCAAUACAAACUUAUAACACAAGACCUCACUGCCAGUCUGACUGACCUGUUCAACACAACUCCCAGAACAAUUGCCACUGCUGAUUUUUCUGACAAGCAUCAGGGGAUGCAACCUAAUGCCCACACCGCCGCAGAGGAAAAAACAGAAGAUGAGAAAAUGCCUGAAUUAGAGAAAGCAAAAGAGAAGGAAUCUAAGAAGAAAACUGGGAAUGUGAAAGCAGAUGCAGAAUGGAGAGCUAAGUCAGAGGAACCAGAGAGCCAGCAUUCUCCCCUCUGGGAGAUGAUAAGCACUCAUAACAAGAGCCUGCUGAAUUACUUUGCAAGGAAUUUUUAUAAUAUGCGCUUGGUGGCUCUGUUUGUCGCCUUUGCAAUCAACUUCAUCCUCCUCUUCUACAAGGUAGCAUCGUUGCCUGCAUCACAAGAAGAGGAAGGUGUAAUCACAACUGUUUACAAAGAGGAACGGGACUCUGCUGCUGAAGAUGACAAUGAGAGCAGAGUUUAUUUUGUGCUGGAGGAGAGCAGUGGAUACAUGGAGCCAUCCCUCCGUUUCCUAGCUGUAGCACACACAGUCAUCUCCUUCUGUUGUAUUAUCGGUUACUACUGCCUCAAGGUCCCAUUGGUGAUCUUCAAACGUGAGAAGGAAGUGGCACGAAGGUUGGAAUUUGACGGUCUGUACGUUACAGAGCAGCCCCCUGAGGAGGACAUCAAAGGGCAAUGGGACCGACUGGUCAUUAACACACCAUCAUUUCCAAGUAAUUACUGGGAUAAAUUUGUGAAGAGGAAGGUGAUGGAUAAGUAUGGUGACUUUUAUGGCUGUGAGAAGAUCAGUGAACUCCUUGGCCUUGACCAAGCUGCUUUAGACUUCAGCUCUGAGAGAAAAGAGAGGAAGAGGCUUAAGAGAGACACUGUCUGGAGCGCUUUAUUAAACUCCAUUGAUAUGAAGUACCAGGUCUGGAAACUAGGAGUUGUGUUCACUGAUAAUUCCUUCUUGUACUUGGCCUGGUACAUGUCCAUGUCGGUCCUGGGUCAUUAUAACAACUUCUUCUUUGCCGCCCAUCUUUUGGACAUUGCCAUGGGCUUUAAGACACUUCGUACCAUCCUUUCCUCUGUCACACACAAUGGCAAACAGUUGGUCCUGACUGUGGGCCUGUUGGCGGUCGUUGUGUAUCUCUACACUGUCGUGGCUUUCAACUUCUUCAGGAAGUUUUACAACAAGAGUGACCACAAGGACACCCAAGACAUGAAGUGCAAUGACAUGCUUACUUGCUACAUGUUCCACAUGUAUGUGGGAGUGCGUGCAGGCGGGGGCAUUGGUGACGAGAUCGAGGACCCUGCUGGAGAUGAGUUUGAGGUGGAACGCAUGGUCUUCGACAUCACGUUUUUCUUCUUCGUCAUCGUCAUCCUCCUGGCCAUCAUCCAAGGUUUGAUAAUUGAUGCCUUUGGGGAGCUGCGUGACCAGCAGGAGCAGGUGAAAGAGGAUAUGGAGACCAAAUGUUUUAUAUGUGGAAUAGGAAGUGAAUACUUUGAUACAGUCCCUCAUGGCUUUGAGAUGCACACUCUACAGGAGCACAACUUGGCCAACUAUCUAUUUUUUCUCAUGUACCUUAUUAACAAGGAUGAAACUGAACACACGGGGCAGGAAUCCUAUGUGUGGAAAAUGUACCAGGAGCGUUCCUGGGAAUUCUUUCCUGUGGGAGACUGUUUCCGUAAGCAAUAUGAGGAUCAACUGGGAUGAAAAGACAUCUGAGAGAUCUAAAACCUCCUUAGAUAAUGCCAUCACACAGAUGCCGUCUUGAUUUUUUUGUCUUUGUACUAUAUUUGAAGUGAAUUUUGAGUGAUUUUCUCUUGAAGUGUACUUUAUUUAUGCACAAGUAUUUCUAAAUUAUAUUAGACUAAUUAGACUAAAUUAACUAACUAAUGAAUGAGGACCAGAGAUUCAUGUUCAGAUACAGAGAAUCUGUGGGCACGAUGUUUCUCAUUUAAGUGGUUGCUUGAAUGUACAACAAAUGUAUUCUGAGUAAUGUGACAGUUCACUGUUUUAUACAUUAUUAUGUCAAGCAGUCAAAGCUGGCAAUACAAAUUCAAUUCCACUACA